Fraxinus pennsylvanica is the source of this 1137-nucleotide messenger RNA. The record is from the annotation of a GenBank genome assembly. NCBI's taxonomy places the organism in Eukaryota, Viridiplantae, Streptophyta, Magnoliopsida, Lamiales, Oleaceae.
AUGGGCAAUUGGAAUCGGAGAUAUGUGCCCAGAAAGAAACACCGAUAUGAUUAUGAAGAUCCGCCACCUUCUCCUCCGAGAACCCUCCAAACUCGAUCACGGCAUUCCGGAUUCAAGCAUGCUGGCGUGCCAUCAUGGGAAAUAGAUUACUGCAAUUCAGUACGAGUUCCAUGGUACAAGAUUUUGGCUUCCAAAAAGUAUAUAUGCUGUUAUCCAAGUGUGGACGAGUGGGAUGCUUCUGCUGGGGAAGAGGCAUUGAAUGACGCAAAAGAGCGAUACUGGGCAAAUAUCAAUGGUCUUGUCUGUGAUAAUCCUUUACCUAAUCCAGAUUUAUACAUUGAUGAAAUUGAUUGGAAUUCAUAUAUCGAUCCUGAGCUUGUGUCUGAUUUAGAUCGCCAAUUCUUUAAUCCUGAUAGUGUUGACAAAGUUGACAAGUUGGACACUAUAAAAGAAGAGGUGGAUACAGUCCUCGAGUGUGCCAAAGCGAAGGAUGAUAAGGACCAAUCUCAUUGUGAUAACCCAUGGGAAAGUAAUCUAGUAGAAGGUACAAGAAAUUUAAUUGAUAUAAAGCAGGGAUGGAAUCAGUGGGAUGAUUCUAUAAAUUUGAAGAAUGUAAACCCAUGGGAGGAGAGCCACAGUCAACUUGGGGUUUCCUUAAAGGGCAAUGCAUGGAGAGGUGAGAAUGAGUCGUGGGGUAGGAACCUUGGGCCUAAUGAAACCUGGCCGCCUGCAAAUGUUGAUUAUACAAGUGGCAAUCAUUGGAAUUCUGGUACACAAAUUGCGGAUGCAAGACAAGGUGGGUGGAGACAGAGAGAAAAUAGUUCUUGGCGUUGGAAUACUUGUGAUCGAGAAUUAACGAGCUCGGUUAAUUGCGGAAAUCCCCAGGAAGGCAGCAUCUCGAAAGGUGGUGGAUAUUCCAGAGAGAGGUCUUGGGGGGGAAAUGGGAAUGAAUCCUGGGGUCGGAAGCAGUCGGAAUAUCAAAGUAACAACACAGAUUAUCGGGAUUCUAGAAGAUUGAGGAGAGGUGGAAGAGCCUUCAAUGGUGGUUACCGGAAGAGGGAAAGUUCUCCACAGCAUACAAGGUAUAAAAGUUCUAGGUAUGAAGGUGAUUUCUGCGGGAAUAGUCGUCAAUGGUAA